AUGGAGAGCCCACCGCGUGCAGAGCAAUCAAUCAAGACUUGGGAAAAGCCUCCCCUGGGUAUAGUGAAGCUUAACUGGGACGCAGCCAUUGACGUUGGGAGGCAGAAAAUGGGAGUAGGAAUUAUAGCACGGGACCAUGCUGGUAAUGUUCUGGCAGUCUUCUGUGCUUCGAGACCUCUGGUCAUAGACCCAACAGUCGCAGAAGACAUAGUCGCAUGGAAAGCCACGGAUGUCUGCAUGCUCAUGGGAUUCUCCAAGGUCAUUCUGGAAGGAGACUCAAUUGAAGUGGUUAAAGCCUUGAAGGGAGAUGAUUGGUGUUGGAACAGAUAUGGCUCUCUAAUUAAUGAUGCAAAAUCUACUCUUAAUAGUCUUCAAGACUGGCAUGUUUGCCACACAAAGCGCUUGGCCAAUUCUACAGCUCACUUGCUAGCUAAGCACAGACUCACAGUAUCGGAAGACCAGCUCUAG
Molecule: messenger RNA, 468 nt
Organism: Corylus avellana
Lineage: Eukaryota; Viridiplantae; Streptophyta; Magnoliopsida; Fagales; Betulaceae
Source: RefSeq, a predicted model, not a curated record